AUGGCUCCGAGCGUGCUCUUGGGCUUGCCUGGCCCAUGGGCCAAGGACGAUCGUGAGCCGUCCGAUCACUACACGACCAAGAUCGGGGGCUUACCUGACUGGCCCCCGUGGGCAGAUCACCCGCCACCGCAUCUGCUGCACUGCGCUCUCUGCCAAGGGCCGCUCUCCCUCGUGCUGCAGGCAUAUGCCCCGCUCUCCCUUCCCGCAGCAGCAGACGGUGCAGCAGCAGGGGUGACACGUGGCAGCUUGCAAGUGGAAGAGCGGGUGCUGUACAUGUUCGCCUGCGCCAAUGGGGGAAAGGAGGGAGAAAACGGGGAAAAGGGGAGAACGGGGGGGGAGGCUCCUUCCGCCGUUCCCCCCUUUGGGGACCUUUCGUCUGUGUUUGGAGAUGUGGUGGUGGGGGGAAGCGCGGGCGCAGGGGGAGAGGGGGAGGUGGGGGAGGUGGCGGAGGAACUGGGGGAGAUGGAGCUGGGGGAGGAAGGCGGAGAGCGAGGGGGACAAGGGGAGGGGCAGGAGGAAAGGGGGGAGACAGGGAAGAAAGAGGUGCGAGGUGGGGGGACGGGGCAGGGAGACGCGGGGGAGAUGUGUGGAGUGGGAAGUGGGGAGGAGGGGGAAGGCGAGGGCCGUGUGCUGCUCAGGCUCAAGGGUGAGGCACUGUGGGCGGGACAGGUGGGUGAGCAGGGCGGAGCGAUGAGGGCAGGGGGAGCAGGGGGAGCCGUUUGUUUACAAGCAGGGGCCUGCGCUGAGCCUUCCCUGGCCAGCCCUCUCUCUUCCUCCAUCCUUUGCACUCACACCCCGGACCUCUUUCUGCCCCCAUCGCCCCAUCCUGUGCCCUCUCUUCCCUGCUCCCUGUGCUCUGCUUACAUGCUUCAUCUCCUCCCCCCCCUCCCCACUAUCGCCCUGGUUGCUGCAGGUGUCGCUCCCACAGCAGGGUCGGAGUGGGGUGGAGAAGCAGCAGGAGGGGGAGGGUGGGGCACAGGCACAUGUGACAGUAACGAGUUCGGUUCCACUGUGGUAACCCCCCCACUUGCAUCUCUUGACGCUCUCUCUGCGUCUCUCAGUGCUGCUGCUGCCAAGGCCGCUGCUGGCACUGCUGGGGAGGCGAAUGCAGCAGGAAGGAAGGAGAAAAGGGCAGCUGCAGGCGGGGAAGCAUCGGCAGGAGCAUCACCAGCAGCACAGGCGGCACAAGGAAAUGCAAGCAACACAAGAAAAGCAGACAUGCGUGCUCUGCGGGUGCUCCCGUGCUUCUAUGUGUUUUCGGAGGAAGACGAGGCGACAGGCAGAGGAAAGAGCAGGGCAGCAGCAUCAGCGACAGCGGUGCCUGGGUUGAGAGAUGGGGGAGAUGGGGUGGCAGCGAUGCAGGUGGAGGGGGGUGCGUUGGAGGGUGAGAAGUGGGAGGGCGAGGGGUAUGAGUAUGACCAGGCGCGCACCGUGGGGCGCCCGUACCUGCGCUUUAAGAAGCGCCUCGACAAGCAGCCCCAGCAGUGUGUCAGGCAUGGUGCUGGUGCGAGUGCCAGGUACCGACUCAACGGCCAGCCGAUCUGGCCCUGCGCCCCGCCACCCCUCCUCCCAGACGCAUCCCAUGCCUGCCCUCUCUGCCACGCCCCCCGUGUGUUUGAGUUACAGCUCAUGCCGCCGCUGCUCUUCUUCCUGCUGGAGGCUCUGCGGGAGCGGCAGGAAGGGGAGGGUGAGGGCAGUGGGCAGGGUGACGGGGGAAGGAGGGAGGUGGGGAAGCACGGCAGGGCGAGCUGGCGGUGCAGGCCCGAGAGCGCCACCCCCACAGCGCCCCCCCUGCAGCCCGCCAAAUCCCACCACCACCCCCCACCCAUCACGUCCCCCACACGCAGAAACGCAGCGGUAGGCGCGGGUGGGGAGACGGGGGGGGUGCGAAAUGGGCGGCGACGGGGGAAAAAGGGGGCCGCGAUCGGCGCCGCGACAAGCGCUGUAGUGGGCGCGACGGGGGGAGAGGGGGAGGGGGAAACGAAACGUGGCCGAGCGCUGCAUUCUGCAGCAGGCGCGCGUGCGCUGACGUGCGUGCGCCUCUGGCGUGUGCGCGCGCUGCUUCUGGCGGGCGCACGUGCUGCUGCUGGCUGGGAGAGCGUGACGAGGCAGCAGUGA
Closterium sp. Naga37s-1 is the source of this 2118-nucleotide messenger RNA. Lineage: Eukaryota; Viridiplantae; Streptophyta; Zygnematophyceae; Desmidiales; Closteriaceae. The record is from the annotation of a GenBank genome assembly.